AGAGCCCCCCUGCCAGCCUCCCCAGCCUCCUACAGCCCCACAAGUCUCCCACGAGCCAGCUUUCCAUGUGCAAUAACUGCCCAUGGGGCCGCACUUUGGUACCGUCCACGACAAUGCCAACAUUCCUAGCGACUCCACUUAUUUAAGUGUUCCAAAGAUCAUGAGUGUGGAGCCUGAAUACCAUCUCAAGCACACCAACGUAUCACGACCUCAACUUUCUCACUCGAGCUCACAACAAAGCAUUGCAGCAUCACAAGCCGCAUCCGAAGGUUACUACAGCGCUUCUGAUCAUAACUCCAACGACAGCGACGACCGGAGACGCCUGUACCAGACACCCACCAGCCACACACCCACACGAAGUCAUGAGCAAUUGCAGACACAGCACCAGGCCCCGGUAACAUCACUCAGAGGCGUGGGUAUUCCAAGAGGUCAGCCUCAGCAGUCACACGCCGCACACCUUCUCCAAGGCCGUCCCAUCUCCACAAUCUCAGAAGAGCGAAGAUCGAUGGACACCAGACGGCGGUCCAACAUGGACCCAGAUUCGCAGGCCACAACACCCGGCCAAGACACAACACCAUACAUUCGCUUUGCUAUCGACCAACUCACCCGAGAUGAGGAGGUUCGAGGGUCACGAGUGUACCCUGAAGUACGGCAGUACGAGGAGGACUACCCUGUAGAGCGGAUAGUUCCUGAUCAUGGCCUGGGGUACAUGGCGCAGGAGCAGCAGACACAGAAGAGGAUGUCAGAGCACAUGCCGCCGAAUUCCAACAGACACUCGAGACGUCACUCGAUUCCUCGCAAGCCAGUCGCUACGCCUCACAACGUUCAGUUCUCGUCACCUGCCCCGGCAUACGAAUCGCCACCUCGUACACAGCAACAACCUCCAUAUUAUCAACAUCGAAUGCCGGCACAAAUGCAGGUCGAACCACUACUACAUGAUGACCCGCGUGUGCAGUACCCCCAGGCCUCUGCCUUCAGUGCAGAUAAGGACGUCUUCGUAGCGCACGACCUCGACCACCUGCCUCUCCACUUCGUCCCCGCCGUCCUCCGCCCAGCCUGGCUGGGAUUAUUCAGCUUCCUAUGUCUGCUCAUGUUGGCUGGUCUGAUUGCAUCUGCUGUCUUGUCGUCACGAGACGGAGGCAAUGGACUGUGGAACUACACCAACUUUGGUGAUGGACGUUACUUCGUCUUCGAGUACCUCCCAACAUUACUCGGCAUGUUCAUCUUUAUCUGGCUCAUUCAAGUCCAGACCGCUCUACAAAGAAUCAUUCCAUUCUUGUCAAUGGCAUCAAAUUCAUUCCAUCGCCGCUCUGAGGCUGUCUUCCUCGAGCUCCACCCAACGCAGUUUCUGCUUCCCAGAAUCGAGCACUUUCGUGCUGGUCAUCCGGCUAUUGGCGCUUGCUACAUCAUCUUCUGGCUUUUCGCAUGGACGAUACCCCUUCUUGCAGCUUCUUUCAACGUACGCUACGACUUGACAGCAUCUGUCUGGCGAUGGGUCGCCGUACAGGGUGUCAUCUGGACAGUCGUUGCACUGUACAUACUUCUCGUCAUUGCAUUGUUCGUCGUUCUGAUUACUCUUCGCAAGCCAACGGGUCUGAGAUGGGAUCCCCGAUCUCUCGCCGACAUCAUUGCACUCUUUGAGCGUUCCAAUGUCAUGGCCGAGUACGAGGGCUCUGAGACCUUUGCCAAUGGCGACUGGGACCGCCUGCGCAAUCGCGCUGACCGCAUCGGAUACUGGAGCACAUCGAACCGCACGAAAGACAUUUUCUACGGCAUCGGCGAGGAAAACGGCGAGACGCGCCGCUUCUCGAUCGAAGACGGACGAAUCAGGGAGAAGGUGUCUGAUCGUGCGAAUCUCGAGCAGACUCACGAUCAAUCAGGAGACUUCCACAUUCGAACCGACAUCCGCAGUCCUCCCGUACGCCUACGAUUUUUGCCGUGGUAUCUCAAGGACGGCGCCGUAAUUGCAAAUAUCGUGGUUGGCAUCAUCUUGCUCAUCGCCUUCUACGUGAUCAGUUACGUUAAUUCGGCUGUACGCCUCGGAUUCCUGCCCGCCGUGACUGCACGCACCGACGCCGCCGGCUUCUCGACAAGCAACUUCUUGUACUCUUUCGUGCCUGCAGUCAUCGGCAUGUUCCUCUUCCUUGCACUCCUAUCCGUCGAUUACUCCCGCCGCGUGCUGCAGCCAUACAUGUCCCUCUCAUCGGCCGGCGGUGCAACAGCAGAAACCUCCCUGCUCCUCGAUUACCCUUGCCGCCUGCCUCUCUCUGUAACGCUCGCAGCCGUCGGAAACCGACACUUUGCCACCGCCAUCCUUUCGGUCAUCUCGCUAGCCAGUCUUGCCAUCCCGGUUGUUGCAGGCGGCUGUUUCUGGACACAAUACUACGCCAACGAAGACACGGUGCGCGUGGCCGCCGAUCUACCGGGAUACUACGCUCUCUGUUUCUUCCUCGCGCUGUACAUCGUGGGUCUGUUUGCGCUGCUGCCGGGUCGCAAGAAGGCGAAGCUGCCGCAUCGGAGUAACACCAUCGCUGAGGUUGUGAGUUGGGUGUACCAGAGCCCGAUUCUGGGGGAUCGCGCGUUCUACCGACCGCAGACGAAGCCGGAGUUGGUCACAAGAUUGAUGGGCACCGCGUAUGCGGAGCGCUCGUUCAGUCAGUCGGUACGCUCGCUCGUGAGGGGUGAUUCUCCUACUGAUCCGGCGCUGGGCGGGAAGGAGAAGCGCCGUGUUGGCGUACCGCAGCGCGAUAGCACGGCUGAUCCUGGUGCAAUCCGAUAUGGUUUCGGCAUCUACGUUGGCCGCGAUGGACUGGAGCAUCUUGGUAUUGAUCGUGUGCACCGCCGUGAGCGGCCUACUGGGCUGGUGAUCUGGGAAGAGCAGCAGAGCCAUCCAAAGGUUAAGAAAAGCAAGAGGAGUAAGAAGAUCAAGUACGACAGGAAAGAGAGAAAUGGAAGUGAGACGGAGAAUAUGGUGUAGAUGAUUGAGACGGAAGAAGAACGAUGGAGAUGUUUAUGAUUUCGUGUAUCAUGCAUUUACGAUGGCGCAAUAUGGGGCAUCGGAGGAAAUCUGACAUUCGGACUGUAACUAUGCGAACGACUAGAUGACAUUGACGACAUACUACAACUAAUUCGAGAUGACCCAACCAUCACACUACUAUGCG
Molecule: messenger RNA, 3161 nt
Organism: Didymella exigua CBS 183.55
Lineage: Eukaryota; Fungi; Ascomycota; Dothideomycetes; Pleosporales; Didymellaceae
Exons: 2
Coding region: 83-2977 (964 amino acids)
Source: RefSeq, a predicted model, not a curated record